AUGGCAGGCGACCUGGGUCACCGGCUGUGGUUGCAGAUCUGGUAUUCUGACUACCUCAGAAGACCGGCUGGGCGUCCUGGGGAAUCAGCGCCAUCGUGCGGGCGGUCCACUCGGGCUGGCACCGACAGGGCGUCGUGGGGAAACAGCGCCACCGUGCGGGCGGUCCACUCGGGCUGGCACCGACAGGGCGUCCUGGGGAAACAGCGCCACCGUGCGGUGGUUCUCUGGGACUGCCGAGACUUCAUCAUCACCAUGAUCAAGGACAUCGUUAGCCCCCUCACAACUGAGAGAAACGCUCCUCCCACGCAUCUAGCCAACACCUUCGAGAGUGGAUUUGUCACAACGGGCCAGGUCCCCAUUUCAGGCCCUCACAACCCUGUCAUCUCUGACGUGACGGUGUUCACAUCUGGACUCCUCACCUUGGCCUCAGGGACCACCGCACCAACCCCUGUGACAAGCUACAGUUCCACCGAUAUCCGUGGCUCCACCGACACCCGUGGCGCCCUCCCAGAGCCCGGGAAGAGCACGAAGUCCCAGCCAGUGACCAUGUCUCCUAGCAAUGCGAGACCCUUCUCUGCUGACCCCGUGACCACCUCCACCGUGUCCGGACACCUGAGCAGCGGCUUGUCCACCACGGGGAUGUGGCACCAGUUACCCCCCAACAGGUCCCAGGAGACUUACCUCACUGUGGUGGUGGUGGUGCUGACAUUGCUUCUUGUGUCUGUGGUGUUGGUAAUGGGCUAUGGGUGUUGGAAGAAGAGGCACAUGGGAAGCUACAACUUGGGCAGCAACUCGGCCAAACCCUGGAAACACCUUCCCGAAGGACCAGAGACGCUGUGGAAGCCUGCUUGGUCUAAGAUAACUCAGUGAUCUGGGAAGCCGAUUCCAGUGGGUUCAGAGGCCAGAAGAGGACCAAAGACAGGCAAUGGUCCUGGGGCAGGAGGA
Molecule: messenger RNA, 945 nt
Organism: Peromyscus leucopus (white-footed mouse)
Lineage: Eukaryota; Metazoa; Chordata; Mammalia; Rodentia; Cricetidae
Product: trem-like transcript 2 protein
Exons: 6
Coding region: 1-870 (289 amino acids)
Biological process (GO): T cell activation
Cellular component (GO): cell surface
Molecular function (GO): signaling receptor activity
Source: RefSeq, a predicted model, not a curated record